Archocentrus centrarchus (flier cichlid) is the source of this 1604-nucleotide messenger RNA. It is a transcript of the gene mpg, whose product is annotated as N-methylpurine DNA glycosylase. The record is from RefSeq and is a predicted model, not a curated record. The transcript has 3 exons. Gene Ontology annotation, biological process: base-excision repair. Gene Ontology annotation, molecular function: DNA binding; alkylbase DNA N-glycosylase activity. Bases 154 to 1089 code for a protein of 311 amino acids. Lineage: Eukaryota; Metazoa; Chordata; Actinopteri; Cichliformes; Cichlidae.
UUCCUUUAUGCUAGUGUGAGAAGGGCUACUGCAAGACUCUUAGUAUUGUGAGGUAAAUACUAAAUAUUGAAUAAAAGUAUUGUUGGGCUUAUAAAUACAUGGUGUCAUACAUGUGCUCUUAAUUUGUAAACCUACUGAAUUUACGAUAAGCUGAUGGCGGGCAGAAAAAGAAGGAUGGUAGCACUGGCAGCAGGAGCUGAACAAACUGUGACGUUUAAUAAACACUACGAGCGGACGGAGCUGAAGUCAAAGGACUCACAAACCGGGCUAACAAAGCAGCUUAGUCGGGGUGAAAAUGCUCAGAGUGCUGAGGCGGAACGGAGUCGUUAUUUCACCAAGAAUGGGCUGCAGCACAGACUGGGAGAGGACUUCUUCAAGCAGCCUUGCAUCAGUUUGGCUAAAGCCUUCCUCGGCAAGGUGCUGGUCCGCAGGUGUGCAGAUGGUACGGAGCUGCGAGGGAAAAUAGUGGAAGCUGAAGCUUACCUUGGAGGGGAGGACAAGGCCUCGCACUCAGCGGGAGGAAAACGCACUGAGAGGAACACAGCCAUGUUUAUGAAACCUGGCACAAUCUAUGUGUAUCCAAUCUAUGGCAUCUACCUUUGUAUGAACGUGUCCAGUGAAGGGGAGGGCGCUGCUGUAUUGCUACGCUCACUCGAGCCCCUGCAGGGUCAGCCCGUCAUGAGGCAGCUGAGGGCAGCCAGACGCAAAGAGGGAGCCCGUCAACUGAAGGACAAAGAGCUCUGCAACGGGCCUUCAAAGCUCUGCCAGGCUCUAAAUAUACCCCGAUGUUUCGACCGUCGAGACUUAGCCUCAGACCCAGAAGUGUGGCUGGAGAGCGAUCCCGACACAAGUCCAGCAAAAUCCCAAGAUAUAAUAUCAGCACCGCGCAUUGGAAUAGAGUCCCACGGGGAAUGGGCUAAGAAACCGUGGCGGUUUUAUCUACGUGGGCACCCCUGUGUUAGUGUUGUGAAUAAAGAGGCAGAGAGACAGCCUCAGUCUGGAAAUGUCAUGAACGAUUUAAGUCCCCAAGCCGUGAAGCCUGAUACAGGGCAGGACAAUGUCAAAAGGACUCAACAGGAAAAUUCCUGAAACUACUCUGCCAUCUGUUCUCUUUAUGGAGUUUAAACACUGAAGACGAAUAAAAACUUUACAGAUACAUGUUUGUUUUGCUGAGAUAUGUCUCACAGACUUUAAUUUUCUUUUUCUUUUUUUUAAAUUAUCCAAUUUUUUGAAUUUUGCUGUUCGGUUGCACUGGAGAGUCUAGAAUCAAGUUUCAUAUCUUGUGUUUUUCUCAACCAUUUAGUAGUAAGCUGCAGUUUAACACACUGUGUUCCAGGUAGCAGUGCAAAGUUGUACUGGAAAGCCGAUUGAGACAAUACUGAAGAACUAGACUCAGUUUAUUAGUGACUGUUUUUAAAUUUAAAAAAAAAAAAAAAAAGUUAGAAAAUCUGCCUUUACACAGUGACUUUGGUUUGGUUUCAUGUGUGAUUUUUAAUAAACAUUCACACUUGGGAAAUUUCCAUCUCAGUGAUUUCACAGAUGUUUGGACCGAUCUGUUUCCCUGAGAGCAGAAACAGUCUGUCUGAUGUUUAGACUCUUCCUUU